UGGCAAGUGUCGCAAACGUGUGGGAGGCUUUGAGCUGCUCGUUACGUAGAGGCUGCCGCCUACACUGACCUGGAUAUCUGUGGCCGAGGACGGCUCUGCCGACCUCGUUUCAUAUCACUGCUUUAGGACUGCGGCACAGCGCGCGGACCUGUUUUACGCUGCAGGGCCCUCGUGCUGAAGGCUUUGAACAGCAGCGGUGUGUCCGCGAGGACGGACUGUUAGCAGCCUAAUGGACAGGAUCGAUAACAAGGCCGGGCUGAGGACACUUAUCGUGUCAUGUCUGUGUUUUAUGGUCUCUGAUCACGCCGUGUGUCCGACUCGCUGCUGCGUGGAACUGGGUCUCUGUAUCGUGCACCUCCGUUUACUCAGACAUCAGUAUUUACUUCUCUGAAGCAAGGAAGUGGAGCUGGCGGAACUCGGAGAACGUGAGAGCGGAAGUUGUGUGACUUGACCGCCAUAAUAAAAGCCUUAAGUGGUUUUGUUUACGCUUAUAAAUGGCUUCUGGGAUUAAACAGAGGAGUACAACUGGAACAAAACUACAGCCAACUUGUCAUUUGUAAAAUAACGUUUCGUCCUUUGCCAGCGCCGUGUAUCCCGAAUGAUCUAUCCACGUUGGUUGGCUUUAUUUUGGAGUGUGCGAGCGGAAGUCGCCCUUGGCUCUUCGUGCGCUGACACUGGUAGGAAGUGGGAUGUGGCCAGGAUGUAUUUAUGCUGCUGUCCGAGAUGUGAGAGUCAGUGAAUCAGCUCUGCCUUUAGAGCCCGUGUUCUCCGGCGCUCACAGCGGGGGUACGCUCACUGCCGCUGCCCGUCAGCGUGGUUCGUGUCAGGGGUCGAAGCAGCGGCCGGAGCCGCUGUGCUGUCCCCGCCUGGACGGCACCGUGCCCGGGAACAGUUUGUUGAAUUUGUGCGCGUGGCUGUAGCCUGAGCUUUACGUAAUGACAGCAUGUGAAUGACAUGUUUGGCGUGUGACUUUUUUGCCCAGCACUGCACAUCCACGAUUUUAAACACAUGUCAAGAACUCAGCCUCAGAUGAUGAUGGAGUCCUCUGUCGCGCUCGGCAGGCUGGAGCUGGCCCCCAGCUCCUCCGCGGGUGGGGUCCCUCUGACCUCUCGGCUCCCCGGAGGCGCACCCCCUAAAGAAAAGCCCGGCCAGCCACCCUCGGGGCACCAGAGCCAGGCUCACCUGAACGGCUGCGUCCCGCUGUCACAUCAGGUGGCGGGUCACAAGUAUGGAGUGGAUAAAGUGGGUAUUUUGCAGCACCCAGAUGGAACAGUCCUCAAACAACUUCAGCCUCCACCCAGAGGUCCACGAGAGAUGCAGUUUUACAGCAUGGUUUAUGCAGAGGACUGCUGCGAUCCCUGUCUUCUCGAGCUCCAGACUUAUCUGCCCAGAUACUACGGCACCUGGUCCUCUCCUGACAGGCCCAACGACCUGUACCUGAAGCUGGAGGAUGUGACUCGUCACUUCAUCAAACCCUGUAUCAUGGAUGUGAAGCUGGGCCAGCGGAGCUAUGAUCCGUACGCCUCACAGGAGAAACGGGAACAGCAGAUCAGAAAAUACCCGCUGAUGGAGGAGAUCGGGUUCCUGGUGCUUGGCUUGAGGGUGUACAAGGUGUGCACGGACACUUUCGACUCCUAUGAUCAGCAUUAUGGAAGAGGACUGGUUAAAGACACUCUUAAAGAUGGCUUGUCUAAAUUCUUCCAUAAUGGAGUUAGCCUGAGGAAGGACGCCGUGGCGGCGAGCAUCCACAGAGUGCAGCGGAUCCUUCGCUGGUUCGAGUCCCAGCACCAGCUGACUUUCUAUGCCAGCUCCCUUCUGUUUGUCUACGAAGGCCUGCCCUCCUCUUUCUCUUCAUCCUCCCUGUCGUCCCUCCUCAGCAGUCCAUCCAUCAGCCCCACUCUGAUGGUAAAAACGCCCACGUCUUUGUCAUCAGGUGAAGGCGGCAUGGAACGGAAAGCCAGGCAGGGAAGGCUGGGGCAGGGAGAGGAAGUGGCCGAGUACAACAACAACAACAUCCAGGUGGCAGAGCACUGGGACUACAGCCUGGACACUGUUUAUUCCAAUCGCAGGAAAGGUGAGGACGGUCACAGGGGAGACGACGGUGCUGUGAGCGCUGUGUCUGGAGACGGCGUCUCAGCACCGUGUGAGGAGGACAACUCUGCAUGGAAACAGUCGCAUGAGCUGCAACGACCACCUAAUGGGAACGGAAACAAAUCCCAACUGCAAGGAAAGGAUGUGGACGGGGAGGAGGCGAAGGGCCAAGGAGGCGACGAAACGGAGACCGGUGCAGGAGACGCAGAGGUGGAGGUCAGGAUGAUCGACUUUGCUCAUGUUUUCCCGAGUGAGAGCCAGGAUCACGGCUACAUCUACGGCCUGAAGCGCCUGCUGACGGUGCUGGAGCAGAUCCUGUGUGAUGCAGCGUAGAGCUCGCUCAAAGAAACCCCGCCUCCUGCUGAAACGACGAAGCAUCAUCUCACCUGACUGUGUGUGCGCAGUGGAGGCAACUGGGCAGCUGUGUUCUUCAGCACUACAUGCACUAACCAAUCCAUGAAGGCAUUAGGACCUCACACACCGCGUGUCCAGCUCACUGACGCUCACACAGGGUCACCUGACCUCAGCGAUCAGUGGGUUGAGUAUCUGAUGCCACGGCCAGUGAAACUGACAGCACGUAGUGUAAAAUGAUUGGAAGGUGUCGACCGUACCUCUGAUAAGGCUGCCGGUGACUCUGCGGUGUCUCGCUUUCAGGAGCUCAUCUAAUCCACUCACCACCUCAGUCCUGAUGUUUCCUGUCAGCUGUCCACAGUGAGGGAUUUUGUUUUUCCUGGAUUCACAGGGUCAGGAUUGCGGUGUAUUCUAUGCAGUCUGUCUGUAAACUACCUAAAGCUCCACUGCUCAUUCUGACACUUCCUGAUCAUCUUAUCAUUCACAGGGCUUAACUGGAUUCACUUCAUUUAUGUUUACAGUGUGGCGUCAGAUUCCUAAACCAGGGCUGGAAAGCAGAAGUGAGUCAGGGAUGAGGCGGGCCUGUUGAGCUCCACGGUUGUUGUUCAUACCACUGUCUAAACAUGUCUAACUCAGGUAUUUACUGUAAGAAACAACUUAAUAUUAGCGCUGUCGUGCUCCGUCUCAGCCACGGUCUGUUUGGUCCUCGACACGAUCGGGCUCAUCGAGCCGACCUCGGUGUCCCGGCGUUGACCCGUCGUUGACCCGUCGUCUUUCACCGUGGCUGUUUGGUUUUUGUUGUUGUAAACGUCGAGCUGCCAUAUCAUCCUUUCAGACGCCUGUCUGCUUGACUCUACAUUUGGAUUUAUCGUGAUGACUCUAGUGCCAUUGUUCUGUUGUUAGCUGUGUUCACUGAUUUUAAGUUGAUCAUGUGAGGAAUUCAUUUCUAACUGGGCAACAAUUGGAAAAUCAGCCAUUAUAAUUGUGUGUGUGUGUGUGUGUGUGUGUGUGGUGGGGGUUUCAGGCUGGUGGAGGGGACGUGCUGUACUGAUUAACACAGGAUGUGCUUGUGGUCUAAGCUGAGAUGACUCCCUAAGGAUUAUUUUAAGAUUGUAGGACGAAGAGCAGCAGCCGUGGGCACAAACGUCAGAGUCCCAACUCGUUCUUACACGACUCUCAGCUGAGCGCAGCUUUGUGUUUGUUAGUGCUUUGGUAGGAUAGAGCCUGCCGCAGAUGACUGUAUCACACCAAGUUCAGGCCCCAAAGCUGCUCCGGGUUUUCUUGCAGUCCUUGGUCUUGGUAACGAGGGUAAUAUUAAAAAAAGAAAGCUGGAAAUAGUGUUUUAGAAAUGGUGAUGCAGCUCCAGGAAGAGGAAGUCCCCGCUGGAUGUGGGCGAGAACAAGUAGUAACAGUUAAAGACUGCUUUUCUUAAAAAUGUGACCUUUUGUCAUGAUCUCAAAGUUUAUUUAAAUUGUCGACGAGUAUUUUUUUAUCUCUUGUAAAUUCAGUGCUGAAAUAUCUGCUUCCUGUCUUUUAUUUUGGAAUCGUACCCCCUCCUGUCUUUCACCUGGAAUGGCAAUAAUCCCCCUGCUGAUGUAAGGCAGUGUUCUGGAAAAGCGUUCAGCGGUGCUCGUGAUUGAUGCUGUUUCGUUGUGUGAAUGCUGUGGCUGUGACGCUGAGCUGCCUGGUGGGGGCAGCACGACCGUCUCGCCUCUGCACCAUAACUCCAGCUGAAUCACAUGACAUAAGGAAAAUCUCAAAAUCCCGAUGUUUUGUAAAUGAAACUGAUAAAAUGUAUUUGAACUGUAAUGUGAACCAAAAGCAAAGGUUGACACUUUUCUCUAACUUUGCUUCUUUUUUUUAUAAUUUCCAUUGUUUUUAGGUUAAUCUCUUAAAGGAUGUUUACGGGAAUUUUUUUUAAGCGCUGCCUUAUUUUCUGGUAAUACAUCUGGAUCAUGAUCAUUGUGGCAGCUUGUGACUCUCUGAGCCGCUGUGUCGUGGCUAACUAACAGAAGGGCAUUGCUUAUGAACAAUUGUUAACCGAGUCAGGGCGUGUCCCUGGGGCCCGGCGUCUCGGUGCGGGCGGGCAGCUUUACCAACAGCACGUCCACUUUGUUCCCAACAUGAACCUGAUGACACCAGCGUGUUGGUCUGCUAACACUGGUCACAGGUUUGUGACACUUCUCAUCUUAUUCCUGCUUCACUUUACAGCCAAUCAGAUGAAGCGCAUCAUAUUAUUGUUUUUGUUGUUGUCGUUUUCUCCCUUCAGCUUUUGCUCCACUCAUUUGUGCAUCGAUCUCUUUUAUGGUACUUUAAGUGCAAACUGAAAGUCUGAAUCACUGACUUACUAAAUUGUAACAACAAUCUGCCUAAUUACCCAAAUUUAUUCAUUUGCAUCUCAGCUGUAAUAUAAAGUCAAAGUGAAUAAAAACUUUAAUCUGUUUUCA
Molecule: messenger RNA, 4889 nt
Organism: Oreochromis niloticus (Nile tilapia)
Lineage: Eukaryota; Metazoa; Chordata; Actinopteri; Cichliformes; Cichlidae
Gene: ipmkb
Product: inositol polyphosphate multikinase b
Exons: 6
Coding region: 1009-2424 (471 amino acids)
Biological process (GO): inositol phosphate biosynthetic process
Cellular component (GO): nucleus; cytoplasm
Molecular function (GO): inositol-1,4,5-trisphosphate 3-kinase activity; inositol tetrakisphosphate kinase activity
Source: RefSeq, a predicted model, not a curated record